Messenger RNA from Sugiyamaella lignohabitans, 492 nucleotides. Its product is annotated as pyridoxal 5'-phosphate synthase. The record is from RefSeq and is a predicted model, not a curated record. The transcript has a single exon. Gene Ontology annotation, cellular component: nucleus; cytoplasm. Bases 1 to 492 code for a protein of 163 amino acids. Lineage: Eukaryota; Fungi; Ascomycota; Dipodascomycetes; Dipodascales; Trichomonascaceae.
AUGACGUACACGUAUAUUGGACCCGGAGAUGGCGAGCCCUAUGAAUCGGAUGGUGUCGUGAUUAUAGCUACUCCCAAAGAUACUCAGAAGUUCGAGAAUAUUUCGAGCAAUCCCAAGGUAUCGUUGCUGUUGCACGACUGGGUCACCGCUCGUAGUUUAGGAGCCGCCAAACAGGGCUCGACGACCACAACAGCAAAUUCAAUUACUACCGACCGAGCUGGCGACGGUCAACAUCUCAGCGGACUGGCGCAGUUUCUCCAGGAUUUGAACCAGUCGGAACUAUCGAGCAUCAGCGCUACAUUCAGCGGCCACGCAGUGAUUCUGGAACCAGGUUCCGAUAAAGAGAAGUUCUUCCGCGAUAAGCACAUGGCAGCACACACAGCCGACGCCCGCUGUUUCUUCCACGAUGCAGCCAUUGUCGCUGUCAAAGUGCAAACCGUGACGGUCGCUGACAGCCACAACCGGGUCACUCGUAACUCAGUGUCUUCAUAA